This is a messenger RNA of Caenorhabditis elegans, 1045 nucleotides long. RefSeq names its product C-type lectin domain-containing protein (gene clec-229). The transcript is spliced from 4 exons. The record is from RefSeq and is marked reviewed. Gene Ontology annotation, molecular function: carbohydrate binding. NCBI's taxonomy places the organism in Eukaryota, Metazoa, Nematoda, Chromadorea, Rhabditida, Rhabditidae. Bases 208 to 774 code for a protein of 188 amino acids.
UUCUGUAAGGUUUUGUGUGAAAUUCGAUUUUUCGCAGAAGGCUUUACUGAAGAACGACAAAUUCGAUAAAAAAAACCCUAGUGAAAGCCUGGAUUGGCUUGUAGACCAAAUAAGUAAUCAGGUUCCAACUUUUUGUCCUUUCGAUUACGUAAUUCAUUCUGUCCUAUAUAAAACUGUGUGUACUGCUGACGUUUACAAAUUUGUCCGAUGAUUCAACGGAUUUAUUAUUUAUUCCUUGUGUUUUUAAAUGUGAACGCCUGUAUUCCGAUGGUUCCCCCAGAAGAACCGACAACUACUACCACUACAGCAACUACAACAACGACUGCGCCGCCGCCUGUGUGCCCUGAUGGCUGGUUCUCAUUUCAACGUGCAAAUGGCCUCUGGUGCUACAUUAUUGCAAGACCACCAGCUGCUGGCUGGACCAGUCCUCAACAAUAUUGUCAGGAUAAUCAAAUGGGAUCCUUCUUGAAUGGAUUUGAGACUGCCGCUGAAAGAACUCAGUUUUUGAAUGACGUGAUGACUGUCAAUCUGGCUCCGUACAAUUUUGUUCAUAUCGGUGCAAUGAGAGUAUGUGCAGCGCCACCGUGUGCAGUUACAGAUCCGUACGAAUGGCUAAAUGGAGUAUCCACUAACAAUGCUCUUGCCAAUGAUUUUAUGCCGUUAUACGAUGGAUCGGGUGAUUGCGUUUCAAUGGAACUGCCUCAGGGUGGACGAUACAAUGAUAUUACCUGCGAUGCGCUGACGGCUUAUAGUUGUGGGAAAUAUGCAUCAUAAUUUAAAUUAUUUAAAAAGUUAUGUUUUAAUUGUUCGGAAUUUUAACUUCAUAUAGUUUUAGUGCUAAAUUUCUUACGAUUCUCAUAAAUUUCAAGCUUUUUCAAUUGUAUUUACUGUACUUAUCAGUUUCUUCUAAACUUUUCCGUGUCUCCCUUUUUCACCUACACACAUCUGGUUACUGGUUCUAAUGAACGUAGUGUUACGUCAUUUGGUUUGACCAUAAUACAUUAGCAUUCAUUGUCGAAUUGAAUGAAUGUAGUCUGCGCUUCCA